CAAAUAAUAAACACUCUCGUUAAAAUAUAAUCUACCGGUUACUGUGCCUGUAGCUGCCGUCUCUAAAUAAUGUACAGUCCCGGGUGCCGGUGGUGGUAAAAAUGCAGCUGACAAUAUGUGUAUGGGCAGCAGUUUGCCUGCAGCGAAACGUUAUCGAUGGAUUUUUGGUAGAAUUGGAACCAUUUCCUAGCUUCCACCAACAACCGCCAGAGACGUCACCACCAGUACGCUCCUGCGGCGAAACAUUCAACCUGACCGAUCCACGGACCUGCUGCAGCAUACCGUACCUGCUACCGGCGGACGUGGUGGAACCGUGCCUCGAGAUUCCACUGUCAACGAUCGCUCUGGCAGGUGAAAAUUGUCGUGCGGAGUGUGUCCUCAACCGGACCGAAAUGCUGGUGGACGGCCAUUUCCAGCUCGAGACGGCAAUGAAACAGCUGACCAACGCCACCAGCGAGGAUAGUACGCUAACGAAGCGCAUUCAGUACGCCAUCGGCGCAUGCAAUGAGCUUUUUUUGAACCCAACCGUAAUUAAUUUGACGGACUCUUGCACCUCAACGCCGCGGCUUCUGCUAGAUUGCAUUUUUGCCGUUACGUAUCGGAAUUGUCCACCCCAGUACUGGACAGCGUCGGACGAAUGUAACCAGCUGGUACGCACACUGAACAACUGUCCCCAUUUUCUGGUCCACACUGAUACGUUUUAAACCAAGCCAAACUGUUCGGAUGUUUCGCUUACGCCUUUUCCUACAACGCAAAACCGCUGCCGUACAUUUUA
Molecule: messenger RNA, 775 nt
Organism: Anopheles arabiensis
Lineage: Eukaryota; Metazoa; Arthropoda; Insecta; Diptera; Culicidae
Exons: 5
Coding region: 102-704 (200 amino acids)
Source: RefSeq, a predicted model, not a curated record